AUGGGAGCGAAAAAUGUCUUCAGUGAAAAGAUGGUGGGUUUUGAUCCAAAAAAUAAGGAGCAAUUGUCUUCUUUGCAAUGUGGUUUUUGCGGAGCUUCAUCUGGUGUAAUAACGCGUGUGGUGGUACAGCCUCUCGAUGUUCUUAAAAUACGAUUUCAGUUACAGAUUGAACCUACAACAAAGGUAUUUAACACAGAGCUCACCUAUAACUGACCUAACUUGGUUCUCAAUUAAGAUUCAAUGGAUUGCUGAUUUUUAAAGGACUUUGCCCAAUAUACCCUCUCCCCCCUUAAAAAAAAGCGAAACAAAACAAAAGAAGCAAAUAAAAUAAUAAUCAAAAGUUGUACAACCAUUGUUUCAGUUUUCUCCUGGGUAUUAAAGUCGUCCCCAGAGACAGAAAGAACAAUGCUUGACAAAAUCUUUUGGGGAAAAAGGUGUAUUAUUUAUGUGAAAAUGGUUAAUACAAUACCAACAUAUUACUUAUGCGGACGUUUUCAAAGCAAAACUAAGAGGUGAAAUGAGAGCCAGAUUUAAAUGAAAAGUCAGGGAACAAUAGUGUACAUAAGAUAUGUAUUGCACUCUGCGUGAUGGAACAAUCUACCUGAAAACUUAAGAAAUCAGAAAUCUUAUGGCGGCUUUAAAAUUUAAAGACCCUAACUGUAUACAUUUCUUAAUCAUCAAAUAUUUAAUAUUUGAUGAUUAAGAAAUGUAUACAGUUAGGGUUAUCACUAACAUUUCAAGUUGCCGGGUAAAUACAACAAGUAUGCAGCAAAUCAAACAGCUAGGAAUUUCUUUUGGUUCUAUUUUUCUUUUAUUUUCCGGUGAAAGUAGCUGGGGGCCACGUUCAUAGUAGCUGGGGCAGGGGCGGAUCUAGGGGGAGGGUGCAGGGGGUGUGCACCCCCCCCCCCCCUGAGAUGACCUGCGGUUUUCUAAUACAACUGGUAUUCAUGACAGCCCUGUUAACAGUAUCACUUACAGUAAAAAUACCAAAAAUUGAUGAGUUGCAUCAUUUCAUAAUGGAGGUUAUAUUGUAAUAUUAAGCACCAAUUGUAUGAUAGUAAUUUAAUGGUUUAGUGAAGUCGGGAAUCUCCUCUGAAAAGCUCAGCAGAGCUUGCCGAGGUCCCCUGCUCAUGUAUACCAGAACUUAAGUACUUAGUAAGUAUUUCAAAAAUCAAGGCAUCAUUUUGUGGCUGACAGGUUGUCUGGCCUGCGCAUUACAUUGGUGAAAAGACCAAAAAUAUAGGGGAACUCGAAGUUGGAGAAAUAGCUUGCUGGCAAAAUGGCCAAAAAUCAUUCUAAACAUUCAAUUCUUUAUUUGUCUAUCUAUCAUUGUAAAAUUAAUAUUGUACAUUUGCUAUUUGUUGGUUGCAUUAAAUUCAGCUUUAACCACAACACCCUUUAUCUAACAUGAAUGAUGUUCAUUAUAAAUUGUUGAUUGCUUCUGUUUAAUGUCAAAAUCACUCUGGCAUGCAUGACCUUGCCUAUGCUCUUUGAUUUGUAGACAUGAAAUUCUCACACCUCUUUUCAAGGUCACCCUAAAAGAAAGAAAACUCACAUGAAUUUAGUUCUUCUCUUGAUGACAGCUACAUUAAUAAUAUUUUACACUCUUGUUCACUGGCUUUAUUUGAGUUCUAGUUAAUUUUAUUAGACUGUUUGCACCUCUAAUGAUUAUUGGUGAAAUUGGUGAUACUUGAGUUUAGAUUUUGAAAACUCAAUUUAAUGUACAAAAUGCUUAUUGCAGUACUAGUAAAUAUAGAAAUAAUUUCUAUAAAAAAAUAAUUUAAUAAUUAUUAUUAUAUUUUUAAAUUAAUCUUAAAUUAUCUUCCAGGGAACAUGAUUCUUUUCUCUGUCUCUUACAGGGUAUUUCAAGAGGUAAAUACUCAGGAAUAUGGCAGGCAUUAAGAUUAGUGUAUAAGGAAGAAGGAUUUGCUUCUCUUUGGUAAGUUAUAUAAAGCAGCAUGUACAAAAGUUUGAAGUUAAUUGGUUCAACUUGAGCAUAUUUUUAUCCAACACAUACAAAAUUAUCUAUUUUGGAAGAAAAUUUCCUAUUUUAUACAUGAGCUUUAGGCAGCUAAACUUACUAGUUUGUAUAAAAAAUAAUGCACUUUGUUUAUUUAACCAGGAAAGGUCAUGUACCAGCUCAAGCUCUAUCAGUGGUAUAUGGAUCUGUUCAAGUAAGUGUUUAUUUUAUCAUCAAUAUGGCCUUUUUUGCACAAACAUACCAACUGCAAAAUGAAAUCUAAAAUAAUGGGAUUUUCUUGCUGGGCAAGUAGCUUUUAAAGUUUACUUGCCUAAUGGGUAAGGCUCGCAGCAAGUCAUCUUACAACAAAAUCAUUAAAUAAGACGAGCAUGAAUUGGCCCUGGGUAAGCAAAAUAUGAGUGCUGCUUGGCCAAAUAACAACCUUUAAUUCAAAAUUUUUUUGAGCCCUGCCUAAUCAUAUGUUUUAAAAGGCUGUGAGAAUUAAGAGAAUGAUCAGCAUAGAUAUCUUAUUUAUGUCAAACCAGACCUCAAACUUCAUUCCUAGUGUAUCUUGUCUUCCCACCCUUUGGAGCAUCCUCUGACAGGUAAAAAAGAGACCUUGAGUCUGAGUUUGUAAAGGGUUCUGUUAGAAGCUCUUACAUAAAAUAACAUUUGAAGUGGGAUUUCUAAAUAGUCCAUCUUAUUUUUUCAACACUUUUGUUUGAUAAAGGCAAACCUACAGUAUGAUGUGAAUGCAGGUAAAUAAAGCUAUCACCCUCAUGGCAAACAUUUCUCUCUCUCAUCGCUCAAAAUCCCCUGAAAUGCACUUUUCAUUAACCCCUAAGUUUAGAUUUUUCCAUGGGAAGCUCCUGACUCCCCCAGUGAAAGAGGGGCAUCCUCCCCUCAUACCUACCCCUACUCACAGCUGUGCCACAUGAAAGGUGUGCCAUUCAAUCUAAUCAGAUGCUGCUUACUCUGAAGAACCCUGGUUGUAGUGUCAUGCAAAAAAUGUUAUAUACUAUGAGGACUCCCAAUCAUAUAGGUUCUGUUGUGUUGUUUAUUUGUUUGAUACUCACAAAAUAGAAUCACAAGAGGUCUUGUAAUGCUGUGAUGAUAGCUGCAUGUGUUGUAUUUUAACACUUGUACUUUCACCUAGCUGGCUUGACACUUGACUGGUAUGAUCGCUAGAUUAUAAUAAAAGAUUGUGUCUUGUCUUUGAUUCAGUUCAUGGCAUUUGAAGCUGUCACAGAGGUUAUGUGGAGAGCAUACCCCACCUGUACCUCUCCAAAGUGGAAGCCAGGUUAUAACUCAUAACUUAAGGCGCUGGUCAUUUAUUAUCUUUGAUAGAGGGCCGGCCAUUUUGCUGGGGGGGGUCAUUUCCAGAUAACGGAGUGUAACAUGGGAGUCAUUUUAAUAGUUAUCACAAUGAUGCCAUUGAUCAGCAAAAGCUUUGAUUUAAUUGUUAUUUUAAAAAAAAAAAUUUAAGCACUUUAAGGUGUCAUAAGACACAAAAGCAGUACUUAGCAGUAUCCAGCAUGAAUUGAAAUUGAAUGUAAUAGCCAUAAAUAUUAAUCGCCAAUAUUACAAAUGUGACGUGGAUAAAGUAUGUGGUGAACUUUUGCAUGAUUUGUAGCUAACAGAACAGGUAGUGUUAUUAUUUUUUGUAAUGUUUUUCAGGUAAGAGAAGGCAAGCUCUUACCUUGGAAAACACAAAAAAAAUAAUGCCUAUUCUUCAGACUACACAAUUUAUAGCUAGAAUAUUAACUUUUGUAAUUCCCACAGCAAUCAGAUAUGGGUCAAUCACUUUCACAAUAGUUGAAAUUGAUUGAGGGUGACUUUUAAAAAGUUACAAUCCCUGACAAAACUACUUGAGAACAUUUUUUCCUCUAUGCGCACUAUCUUAUACAACAGAACUCUUUCCAAAUCAAUGGCUUUGCAUAAAGUUAACCCUUCUCCCAGCUCAAAGUUGCUUCCUACAAAUGCUCAGAGAUCAGACUUUCUUUUGAAGACACAAGAACACUGCUUCCAGGGGCAGGAGCAUUGCUUUCCAAGUAUGCAAUUUUAUCAAGAGUAGCUAGGAUGAAUUGAAGGUUGUUUUGAAAAUCUUCUAAGCUUUCUCAAAAUAACCCCCCACCCACAGGUAAUAAAUGACCAGCCCCUGAUGAAUACACAUGAAACUUCCUAUUUUUUCAAGUCUUUUUAAAACUUUUUAAUGAAACAGUGAAAUUGAGGCAGUAAAACAAAUGCCUAUUAUCAAAUGAUUUGUUAAAGUAAUAAUAUCAUUUUGUUUUGCAUCUGUAAUUUCUUGUGAUCAUUAAUACUGAAGGAUCUCCGUGUUUGUUCUUUCAAACACAGUAACUCACUUUGUCUGUGGUGGAAUUGCUGGAUGUCUUGCAAGUACAGUUGCACAACCUCUAGAUGUUAUUCGAACAAGGCUUGUUGCUCAGGGUGAGCCUAAGGUAAAUGUACAGUCAAAGCUGACUUGAUCAUCCCCAGUCGUCUCUUUCGUCUUCUAAUAAUAUAUUUAUGAGGGAUGGGUGGGGAAGAUGCCUGCGGGGGGACAUGGGAAGGAGGGAAAAGGGGAAAUGACAUCUCUUUCUUUUCCCUCUAUCCUUCCCAUCGUCCUCUUUGCUGAGAUGCCGUAAUAGUCUCCCAUGACCAUUCCUCCUACAAAUGAUAAGAGAUGACUGGGGAUGAGUGAGCAGUCAAAGUUCGCACAGAUUAACCCACACCCUUGGGAAGCAGGAAAAGUGUCUGCAUCUGAGGCUGGUGUGUUACGGGAAUAAUCCACGUAAGCUGCCACCAGAAGAAUAGAGUAUAGGUGAAUACGUACGAGAGCUUAUGACACCAAUCACUCUAAUCACUGUUAAUACAGAUUUAUUAUAUAAACACCAAUAAAAUACCAAGUGAGCUUUCACACGAAAACUUGAUAUCCUCACAUAUGAAAAUAUAACAUGUUAUCUUCACAUGUGAAAAUAUCACCGUUGCUAUGGCUACAUAAUAAAUUGCCCCUUUUCACACCAAAAAACUGUUUACGUAAAAUGGUUUGGUAUUUCACAGGUGUUUAUAUCAUAAAUAGAAGAUUACAUGUCCGCUUAGAGAUACAAAAUUUCCAUGUCCUCUCGUGUUGAAAAAAAUAUUUCACUCGUUCGCUGCGUUCACUCGUGAGACAUUUUUCAACACUCAAAGAGAAAUUUUGUGUCUCCGCGUGCGAUGUAAUAUCCUCUAUUUAUACAAUAAAAUACAUUAAUUAUACACAUAAUUACUUGUUUGUUUUAUUGUUCUUUAUAUACAAAACACCCAUUAUAUUCUGUACAUACUAAGUGGAUUUUUUCUUUGUUGUGUCAAUUUUAGACUUAGUUUAAACUAAAAGAAUACUUAGACAAAUCCUAUCCCCUGAAAGUAUCUGCUCUGCUAGUGUAGCGUUUGUAUGGAGAAUGAAAGAGGGUAUUGUCGAGGCAGUUGCAAUUGGUCACAUAAUAUGUGACUUUGUUUAUAGACUCAAAAAUUAGAUCUGCAUUGCUGCACAUCUUCUUAGGUCUUUGGAAUACAUCCUUUUGCUAUGCAAAUCUUUUGAAAACGUUUUAUUAUUCUUUCGUAAAUAUGUGAAUUAAAAAAAAUGUAUUUCAUUCUAGAUGUACAAGAAUCUUUAUGAAGCCGCUUCCAAAAUGUAUCGCAGUGAGGGACCCACAUCAUUUUACAGAGGUAAUAAGGCCUUAAUCAGUUUGUUUUCCCUUUAAUUGGUUAUAAAUUAAUUUGUCUAGGUUUAAUUACUGUUAAUUUCUUCAGUUGUGCUCCCUAGUGUGCCUAUUAAAUUUAAACCCCAAAAAAUUGCUCAGACUUGCAAAGAAACCCCCCAAAAUCUCAAAUUAACAGAUUCGCCCUCAGGAAUUUUGCCAAAAAAGGUGUUUUGGUCACUGUCUGGCUAUAAAGAAAUAGAACUUACCACAAAGCAGUUUACAGGUUGUACGUUUGCGGUCUUCUGAUCGAGAUGCAAAAUAUUAGUUUUCAAAGUUCAGGUAUGUGCAGAAAGCAAAAUUUCGAGUUAGUUUUUAGGUUUAAAAGUGACACAGCAGUCUUCAUUUUUCUUUUUCGCUUUCUCUCCUCCCCUCUUCUUUUUCUUUUCUGCCUUGUUUUUUUUUUUCUUUUUGCUGGGCAUUUAGUAGGCUUCAUUUUGGUAAGAAAAGAGUAUGGGGAAAGCUUUUAGGAUCAUAGGAUUAGAUGAAAGGAAAUGUAGGUGGCACUUGAAGGAUGUACCUUGUUUAGACAGUAAUAUCAAACACCUUUGAGAUACUUUGUAUUUAACGAUCCCCCUUUCUUUUUUUAUCCUGUAGGGCUGGUGCCAACUCUAGUUCAAAUUUUUCCACAUGCUGGUCUACAGUUUGGAUUUUAUACCUUUUUCAAGACUCUAUGGGAAGUCAUUUUUAGUUCCAAGGUACAUUGAUGAAUGCAGUCAUAGUCAGAAAUUAAACCCUUGUAAUUUUCUCAUGUCACAGUCACUUGAGCUUUUCACGUUGGACAUUGCAGCAUUUGUUACUUGACUUACAUAUAUUUACUUAUUUAUAAAUAUGUAAUAAUCAUAAGUAUAUCAGACAGAUCAAAACCUCAAAUUAAACUCAACAUUAGUGGGUUUAAAAGCUAAUAUAGCUUAUGCAGCCAUGUAAAAAAAAUGUUAAUAGGAUAAUAAAAAUUAAGAAACUUGUCACACUUAAAAAACAGUCACCACACCUGAAAAUUUUCAAGAAUGUUGAUUUGUUUACUGGCCAAUCAGAAUAAAGUUAAAGGCAUGGAAGUUAUGGAAACCACAAAACUACAUACUAUAAAUAACCACUGCUCUGUACAGUUUACAUGUAGUUUUCUCACACUUAAUUGGCUAAUUUUUCUUCCAACAUAAAUGUUCUGUCCUCAAACUCAAUUAUUUUUCUCAAGAAAUUUCGUGUAAAAUUCUUAAACUAGCAACAGAGGAUUUUGAUGCCUUUACCCAUUAGGCAUUUAAGGAUACAGUCUUUUGUGAGAAUUUCUGGAAUGCUUGUUCUUUCUUCCACUUAGAGAGUUUAAUAUUUAAAAACUAAUAAACAAACCUUGCUAAAAAGGGCAAGUUCCCCAAGGGCUUUGUUUGACACUUGUCAUAAAGUUUUAAUGAUUAGAGCUUACAAGUUCAUUAUGUCUGAUGUCAGCAAAAUUAUUUACAGAGAGGUCCUGGUGAAGCAGCUGGUGUCGAGGAGAGCCUUGUUUGUGGUGGAUUAUCAGGAAUAUGUGGUAAAGGAGUUAUUUAUCCUCUUGACAUGGUCAAAAAGAGACUGCAGGUGUGUUAGCUUAUAAAUGUCACAAUCGAUGUAGGUCAUGUACAAAGUUGAACCUCCAUGGGCGACCAGUGGUGGACAAAACAUUGACCCCCUAGUCCAUGGAGUAUUCCCAUGGACUACCCAUAUGGAUUACCCUAAAAUGGACUGUGCUGCUGAAGUUUAGUGAUUAGGGUUAGGAAUUUCAGUGAAUCAAGUUUCAUGUCGGUUCUCCCAGUAUAAUGAUCCUAAAUUCCCAGUAUAAUGAUCCUGAAUGGGACCUGGGUUUUACAUCACUUGGAGAAUGUGAAAAACUGAGUGACAACAUGGAACUACACUUACAAGUAACUUAAGGUACAAAAAUAAUUGCGUGUAACUUAUUCUCUUCCAAAAAAGGGAAUGUGUCAUGGACCUUUUCUUGGAUAAAACACCUCUCAGUUUUAUUCUCGUAAGCACCACCGUCUUAAUCUCUGCAUUUUGUGUGGUCACUUAUGGGAGGUUCUACUGUAUUUUAGUUUUUUAAAAAACUAUGUGUGAGCCAAAUUUAUUGUCAAGAAAAUGCAUGGUCAGCUUUUAUAUCGCUGAAGUAGGUUAACUGCUGCUACUUUUGUCACGUGUUAAUAAUAUGAUAAAAACUCAGAGGAAUAUCCCAGCAGAGUAGCAAGUCCAAAACUCAAAGUUGGUGGUGAUUUUUGCCAGAAGCUGGAUAAUUUUGGAAACCAUGCUUGAAUAAUCUUUUGAUUGAUAUCUAUCUUAGUAUCCAAUUUCUCCUUAUAAUAAAUUAUGACUGUUUAAGCAAAAGCUAAAGGAAAUAUCUCCAACAAAUAAUUUUUUAGGCUGUGACUGUUACACAAAUUUUCCUCAUCAGAACCAUAAGGACUGUAUGGAAAACAGUAUGGAGGAUAUAGGUACUGACAGGGUUUCCACGCAACUUGAAAGUCCUUGAAAGUUCUUGAAUUUUGAAAUUAAUUUGACGCCUUGAAAGUCCUUGAAAACUGCAGUUGGUGGUGGAAAGUCCUUGAAUUUCUGUGCUAACUUUAUCCAACCCAAAGUGAAAGGAGCAAACACAGUGAGACCUUCAGGAUAAAAUUGCUCAUGUUGUGGAAUAGUUAUGAAGUCCUUAAAGGCUACAAACCCUGUACUAACUAUAGGGAUAGACACACUGUAUAUACCCACUGAUCCUCUAGUUUCUUGUUUCGUUAUCAUUUUUUGGUGAACAGCUUCAGAAAUGAGUGUCAUCACAUUCACCACAAGGUAAUCAGGGAUCAGAUCAGGUUAAGAGACAGAAUAAACCCAUAGUGAUGCAUAUGAACCAUUCAUCUGAUAAUUCUUCCUGACUGUCAUAGCUACAGUGCCAUACAUUAAAAAUGUAGUGAUGAUCAAUUAAUGGUGCUCCCCAUUUUUUAAAGGUGCAAGGCUUUCAUCAAGCUAGAGAGAGUUUUGGAAGAGUUCAGUCAUACAGUGGUAUGAUUGACUGCUUCAAGGUUAUUGCAAAGGAAGAGGGCGCAGCUGGCUUCUUUAAAGGACUUGCUCCCAGCACACUUAAGGUAUCACUCUUAAUCCCCUGAAUUUUGUUGGGACAAUGCCUUGGCUGAUGUAAUCAUAAGCUUGAAAACCAGGUAGAGGCAAAGGAUGAGAAUGUGCCACAGAAAAAAUAAAAAAUUUUCACGGAGUUUAACCAAUUUGCCCCUCAACCACCUAUAACUGCCCUUGCAGAUCCACUUUUAAAGGCCAAGGACAACUUUGUCUUCAUAGUCCAGGAAGAAAACUUUCAAACCAUAACAGAAUGAGUUAAGAAAAAGGCAAAAAGUCAUUUUAAGUUGACCUGAUAAUAAUAAUAAUAAUAAUAAUAAUAAUAAUAAUAAUAAUAAUAAUAAUAAUAAUAAUAAGGACUUUAUUGGAUAACACAAUUACUGGAAACUCCAGUAGUUUUUGUUGUGGUUCAGCUUUUUUUGGCUUAGAAUGGGGUGUUUCUUCAUACCACGUAUGACCUAUGUCUAUUUUACAUGUAUGAGUGGUAUGAAGAAAUGAAUAGGUUAAGUCUAGGAUAGGGUAGCACUUUUUGGCACCUGGUCUUAAAUAGGGCUGCAAAAUUCAGCUGUACAAGGUCUGGUGAAGGCUAACAUAGUAAGGGGUUCCAGGGUUCCAGAAGGACACACCCACAUAGAAUUAUUAGAGCACUAUAAGGGGGGAAGGGCCGGGCUUGAAGAGUAAGUAGAAAAUGAGAGAUGCAGUGAUACCAUUCUGUCGUCCUGGCCAUGAAUCUUAUCUAGUUAUGUAGUUGAAAACAAAACUCUAUGACUUUCAGGCCUUUCCAGGACUCACACUGCUUCAGUUGACAUACAGAGUGACACAGUUAAAAAUCUCAUGAAGGUUCCCAGGGUUGUGAUUUUUCUAGUUUCCUGCAAGAAUCGAGUAUCAGGAAUCCAUAACUGUUUAUCUAGAAUCAAGGCGAGGUUUCAGUCUCAUGAUAGAGAAAACAAUAAAAUGAUUCACCCAUGACAAAAGCAGAUUGCAAACAAGGCAUAGUUUACAGCUUGUUGUGCAAGCAGCUGUAUGUUUUCAAGGCUGUGCUCUAAGGAAACUAUAAGGGAACCCAGUGCUCUGAAACUGUAAAAUCAAGGGUGCCCAGCAUAUGAUUUGUAUGAAAAAUCUGAGAUUUUCUAGUCGCCCGAGGGUAAAAGUUAGGCGCCAGGGGCCACUGGGCUCUGCUAGAGCACAGCCCUGGUUUUAAUUCGAAACAUGACCAAGUUAAGCUUAUUUAUGGAUACUGAAUACUCUAGCAUAAAUAAUUGUCAGUUGCUUUAUUUUUUCAGGCUGGUUUGUCUGUAGCCCUUAUUUUUUGUACGUAUGAACAGUGCCUUGCAAUGAUAAGAAGUUACAUUCAUGAGGAGGAAUUGCCAGCAGUUACAUCAGAAUCAAGAAGAUAGCUACUGCAGAAGCAAUUUAAACAAUAUAUUAACUGUAUAAUAUGAAUAUUAUUUUUCAUUAUAUUAAGUUAUUUUUAUUUUGAUGUUUUUUACUUAACAUCUCAUACAGGUUACAAACACUGGUCAGAAUUAUAAUUCCCUGAAUCAUCGUUUAUAGCCAAUAAUAUCAAUAAUAUUAAUCACUAAUUAAUGACUUCAAUUUUUGCAAAAUUAAUAAU
Molecule: messenger RNA, 10390 nt
Organism: Porites lobata
Lineage: Eukaryota; Metazoa; Cnidaria; Anthozoa; Scleractinia; Poritidae
Source: the annotation of a GenBank genome assembly